Messenger RNA from Calliphora vicina (urban bluebottle blowfly), 1088 nucleotides. RefSeq lists its product as uncharacterized. Lineage: Eukaryota; Metazoa; Arthropoda; Insecta; Diptera; Calliphoridae. The coding region runs from base 1 to 1068 and encodes 355 amino acids. The transcript has 4 exons. The record is from RefSeq and is a predicted model, not a curated record. Gene Ontology annotation, molecular function: protein binding.
AUGUUGCAUUUUAAAAUACAUUUAACAAUUUGCCUAAUAUAUCUUAUAAUAAAUACUAAAAUUGAGGCCCGACCAAUUCAAGAAAUAACAGAAACGAGAGCUACACCAGAAACUCAAAUACCACCAGGUUUUUCUUCAUCAACUAACGAAGACUUAAAACCCAGUGAAGUUCAAAAAGCUGUAUGUACGGUGACAUCGGGCGAUGUUAGGGCCAGUGCAGAGGCCUUUACCACCAGAGAAUUAAAAGGAGUUUGUGGUUCAACUGAAAUGUUAAAAGCUUUCAGUGAUUUAGAGCAAAGAUUAGGACAAGAAUUGCUGGACAUAAGAAAACUGGUAACAGAUCUACAUCGACAAUUAGUCAUUAAAAGUGCUGAGAAAAAAAAUCUUACUGAAACAUCUCAAGAACCAUUAACAUCAGCUGGUGGUAGCAGCAGCAGCCUGAAUGUAACACCCGCCAUAUUUAAGCUUCAACCAAUUCCAAUAGAAAACAAACAGCAAAAAACCAAUGAAAUCAGUAAAAAUUAUUAUUUAACACCGAAAUUAAAGUCUUUGCAAUCAAAAGAUCACAAUGCCUUAAAUACACCCAUAAGGGAGCAGGAAGUAUCAAAAUACAAUAAUACUCUUAUAACAAAUAAAGAUGUUAAAGUGUAUACAUACUACUGGAGAAUGGAGAAUUUUACCGAGAACAUUAAAAAUGCUAACAGUUUAAGUAUGGAAAGUCCUAUAUUUUCUAUUAGAGGUAAAGCUUUUAAAAUCAAAGCCUAUUUUCAACAUUUGCAUCGAGAUUUUCUUUAUCUACAAUUGGAAGACUAUUCAUCGGCUCCCCAGCUAAGUUUGGGCAAUAGUAUUAUUUUAGAUACUGGCGGCCUAUUUAAGGAAAUCAAUAGUAGUGACAAUUUUAAAUAUAAAAUGUCUAUAUUGGAUCAGAAUAAGAAACGUUCCUCGGAUUUGGUUUCCCAAGAAUUUGACAAUCAUGACAGUGGAUUUUUGAUACCAAAUAGUGCUUUAAUUGAUAGUACAUUUAUUAAGGAUGAUUCUUUGUUAAUACAAAUAUUUUUAUAUCUGUAAUAAUUUGUUGUGAAAUUUAA